Molecule: messenger RNA, 2870 nt
Organism: Spirodela intermedia
Lineage: Eukaryota; Viridiplantae; Streptophyta; Magnoliopsida; Alismatales; Araceae
Source: the annotation of a GenBank genome assembly
AUGGGUUGCUUCCCCUGCUCCGGGAAAUCCAGUGAAAAGCAGGAAAAGAAAAGGGGCGAUCAGGCCAAAGCGGCGCAAGGUAUUGAGUCAUUACCUAUCUAUUUUGUUGUGGUUUAAUUUGCAUCCAUCAGUUUUCAUUACAUUCGCUUCGGUCGCCGCUCCUCGGAUCUUGCCAGUAUAUAGUAGAUUUCUAACCUUCUGUUCCCAUUCUCUGGUCCGAUCAUCGUGGAUUUGAGGUGACAAUUAGGGUUAUGCUUGUUUUUCGACUCUUCCCGUCGUCUGCGAUGGGACUUCUUUGGGAAGCCUAUUAUCGUCGAGGUGAAAACAUGGAACCCCGUUUGUCAUUUUAAUUGCCUCUCCUCAUCAAGCGUUUUUUUGGUAAGGUUGCAUCUGGAUGUACUUUGUUUCGAAUGAAAUGACAAGCUCCUGCUGGAACUCUAGCUCCUAAUGUUCAGAAGUUCUGUCGAAAAAUCUAUUGUCGAAGCCUGGAAAAGUUCUUUUAGAAACGGGUUGCUUCACGAUGGCUUCUCUCUCUCUCUCUCUCUCUCUCUCUCUCUCUCUCUCUCACUCUCAACAAAUCAUACUAUUUUGGUAGCCUACGUCGAUUCUCAAUCUUGUGGGGAUCUGUAAGAAACCCGGUGUAGACCAAGUCCCCAAUUUCUGCUUGUUCUAAUCCGAUUACCCUAAUUGGCUGCUGGAUUAGAUAGCGUAGGAUUAUUUUAUUGGUCAACGAUGGCUUACUCUUUCUAAUCACCAAAAGUGGCGAAGAGACAGAGUAGAUAGAUAUUUAUAUGCGUGUGAGCCAAUGUAUUUCUAUCAAUGAAGAUGCUAAAGAAUCUACUGGGCUGUAAUUUGACUGGAUUUCCGGUGUGGAGUUAAAUUCUUUUUCAUGAAUUUUUGGGUGCCACACUUGAGUUUUCCUUGCGUCAAGUCGGUCAACUUAUCCCAUUAUGUAUUCUUAUCCACAGAAUGAGAACAUUCAAUCCAACUCUCUGAAGGGUAAGCUUUUCUUCUCAGUCUCGAUUACUCUAACCCACUCAACAAUUUCUUUCUGCAUUUAUUAUGCCCUCUGCCUCUUCUUCAGUUCCCAUCAACCCUAGUUAUAUCUCGUCUGUGUUUCUCACCCACCGUCUCACUGUGGACAGAGAAACUGGGAUCAGCUGCAGCAGUAGGGUUGAAGAGAGAUGGCCCAUUGAACAGGUCAGAUAGGAAGGAGGCUCCGAGGAGCGGUGAAUCUGAACAUAUUGCUGCUCAGACGUUUACAUUCCGUGAGCUAGCAGCUGCUACGAAGAACUUCAGAGCUGAUUGUCUCCUGGGCGAAGGAGGAUUUGGUAGAGUUUACAAGGGCAGAUUGGAGAGCACCAGUCAGGUUAGCUGAUGAUGAUGAUGAUGAUGUCUUCUUUAAUGCACAUCGAUACUGCGUCCCAUAUUCCCUUGAAUAUCAAUGCCUGUUCAUAUUACCCUGCAUGUUAAUGCAACCCACAUGAACAUAAACCUUUCCAAGGGGGAAAAAAGAUAUGCGAAUACAGGCACACUGGGUACAGGUAUAACGUCUUGGGAAUUUCCAUGGACGGGCUGAUUCAGACAAAGCUGAUUCAUGGUUAUAUAUACUUUGUGCCGAUGAUUUGUGACGGUGAUUUCAUCUUGCUUUCCAUUGCAAAUUUUAUUUAUAUUUCUCACAAUUUAGUGAACAAAAAAAUUAAUGAUCUUUAACAAGAAAAUAAUAUAUGAAACUGCGUUGUCUUUGUCAUAGAUUGUGGCUAUAAAGCAGCUUGAUCGGAAUGGCUUGCAAGGGAACAGGGAAUUCCUUGUGGAAGUGUUGAUGUUGAGUCUACUUCACCAUCCUAAUCUCGUCAAUCUGAUUGGCUACUGUGCCGAUGGAGAUCAGAGGCUUCUGGUCUACGAGUUCAUGCCCCUCGGAUCUCUGGAAGAUCAUCUUCAUGGUAUACAACCCACGCCUCAUCACUGGUUAUUUGACUUGGCUUUUCUUAUCGAAGGUCUAGAAUAACCAUGGUGAAGAAUUACUCCCUGAAAUGUGGUGCAUCAAACAGAUUUGCCAUCCGAGAAGAAAAGGCUAGACUGGAACACCCGGAUGAAGAUUGCUGCUGGCGCUGCUAAGGGUUUGGAGUACUUGCACGAUAAGGCCAACCCCCCGGUCAUAUACCGUGAUCUGAAAUGCUCGAACAUCUUACUCGGGGAAGGGCAUUUCCCCAAGUUAUCGGACUUUGGGCUGGCAAAACUUGGCCCGGUUGGAGAUAAGACCCAUGUUUCCACGAGGGUCAUGGGCACAUACGGCUACUGUGCCCCUGAAUAUGCCAUGACGGGGCAGCUGACGCUGAAAUCGGAUGUCUACAGCUUUGGAGUGGUUCUUCUGGAGAUUAUCACCGGAAGAAAAGCCAUCGACAACUCGAGAGCUGCCGGAGAGCACAACCUGGUUGCUUGGGUAGGCCCCCCCUACCCUCCCCAUCUUCAUCUCCAUCUCCAUCUCCAUCUCCAUCGUGUAGGUUUCAUCCUCUUAUGGAUUCCACUGGGUUCUCUUUAUUUCUGAACUUUGGUCUGAUGGAGACCCCCCCUGUCAAAUCUUGCCUUCUUGGUCGCAGGCCCGACCGUUGUUCAAGGACAGGAGGAAAUUUUCCCAGAUGGCCGACCCGUCGCUCCGGGGCCAAUACCCCGUGAGAUGCCUCUACCAGGCGCUUGCUGUCGCCGCCAUGUGCGUGCAGGAGGAUCCCACCAUGCGGCCGCUCAUCGCCGACGUGGUCACCGCCCUCAGCUACCUCGCUUCGCAGAAGUACGACUCCGAGGCCCAUCCGCCCCAGACUUCUCACCCGGCCAUGGCGGGGGGAACUCCCCCUCGGCCAUGGAAGGACUGA